This is a messenger RNA of Pelodiscus sinensis (Chinese soft-shelled turtle), 3248 nucleotides long. NCBI's taxonomy places the organism in Eukaryota, Metazoa, Chordata, Testudines, Trionychidae. The record is from RefSeq and is a predicted model, not a curated record.
GUUAGGGAGACAGUUACUAUAGUAACAGUUGCAAACAUUAGUGUCACUACGAAUGCAGCAAUACUACUUAGUGUUACAGAGAGGAAUGGCUGCAAAAGAAAACACUUUAAUUGUGAUAGAAUGGCAUGGGAACCAACAACAUCAGAAACAGCUGACUUUGAGCUCUAUAGAAAUGAGGAAGAACAUGCUGGGAUCAGUAUUGUGCCCAGGAAAGUAGAUUCUGGGGAUAUUCCAGUUCUUUGUUCAAUAUGUCAACAAGCAAUAUACCCACAUCAACUUUUUUAUCAUAAAAAAGAGCACAAAGCCCUUGCUCUUCUGGGUUAUCGUCAUCCAUGGAUUGAAACAGACCCCAACAAUCUUUUACUUCGGAGACAGCAAUUAAUUUCAAGACUGCUCAAGUCUUCUAAAUACACUGAAAGAGACAAACAGAAGAUUGAUUGCUCAUUAGAGCUACUUAAGAAUAAAUCAUAUUUUCACGUUGAUAAUAUUGUCGACAGUUCUGGAUACCUCAAGAAAGUAAACAAUUCUCUAAUAAAAGCAUUAGCAAUUUACCAAGACAAAAAUUCAACAUGGCGAGCAGAUAUGGAAGAUACAUUCAUUGUGCUUGAUAAUUAUGGAAAUAGGUCAGAUACAUGCUUUUGGGGAUUAUUUGAUGGAUAUCAUGGUGUGUUUGCUGCUGAGACAGUUUCAGCAGAGUUUCCACUUUUAUUUCUUGAUCAAUUGUCUCAGACUGAUUCCUCCUACGAAGUGAGUGAAAAUGAGCAACAAAUCUUAGAUUCUUUUGUCACGGUAAUCAAGGGAAAUUACAGGGAUCAGGAGAAGGUUUUCUCUGGUAAAAUAGACUAUAAGAAGACCACCAAGCCAAACACUUAUGAAUGGAUUCAUAAAGCAUAUGCCAUGUCCUUUUGGAGAAUGGACAGGCUUUUACGACUUGGAAGGAAUGAAGUUUCCAAAGUUCGCUGGAGUAGCUGUACAGCUGUUACCUGUUUAGUGGAAAGAAUCAGCAAUGAAAAGAGCAUCAAGGAGCAAGAGGAAGCUAUUAUGCUUGAAAACAAUGGUAAUAAUUCAGAAAACCCAUCCAAAAGCAGUGCCGGAAUACUUCAUGUUGCUAACAUUGGUAAUAUACAUGCAGUCUUAUGCAAAAAUGGAAAAAGCUACUGCCUUACUAAAGAACACAGCACUUCUAAUUCAAAGGAAGCAGACCGUAUACUUCAGACUGGUGGAAACAUCAGUCCAAAUGAACCAAAAGGACUAGUCGAAGGACUCAUCAGAACUACCCGUGGCCUUGGACAUCAUGGAGAUCCAAAAUUGAAAAAAAUGGUUAUUCCUGUACCUCAUACUGUAUCUGUCCCUAUAGAUGAUUCAUGUCAAUUCCUUAUUUUAGCUUCAAAUGGGCUUUGGGAAGUUCUGGAUAAAAAUGAAGUGGUAAUAUUAACAUUAAGAAUGUUCACAUCUUAUUUGAAAAUGCAUACCCAAUUAGAAGAGAUUGCUAUGCACAAACAUCAGUAUUCAAUAGUUCCCUAUGAAGAUUAUUUAUGUAGUUUAAUGGAUAUCAAUGACUUAAAAGGUGAAAUCCAAUUAUGGUAUAUCAAUAAAGAUGCUUUCCUUCAGAAUCAAUAUGAAGGCAGUCUGAAACAAAAUAAUACAAAGGAAUGCUCAUGUAAGAGAAGAGAUUCACUAAAUGAAAACAGGAUAGAGCCAGGCUCUAGCAGAGAGAGUUCUGAAGAAGUGCAGCAGUUAGAUGAUCAUGUAGAACAAGCCGAUAUCAAAGCUUGUUUGUCUAAUAAUCAUAGAACCGGUUCACAACACACAGAAAUAAUCCAGUCAGUCUCUGGCAGUCAAAGUUCUGAAGAAGUGAAACAGUUUGACAAUAAUGCAAAAGCAUAUAUAUCUAAUAACUGUGGAUCAGUGUCAAAAAUUACCAGCAAAGGAGAAAUAAAUUCUGCGACAUUUUAUGAUAGUGCAGCAAAUUACAUUAGUGAACAACUUGUAAAGACUGCCUUAGCAGCAGGUUCUCGAGAUAAUAUUACUAUUUUGGUUGCACUUCUAAAUGGAUGCGACAAGAUACCUAAUUAUGUUCAAAAUGUGCAAUGUACUUAACAGAGUGCAUAUAAUAUAACCUAGAUUUAGACAAGUCAAGUUACACAUCCUAGAACACCAUCUUUACCUUAUCAACCUACUUGUUUGUAACCUGUGUUAAAGCAUUAACUGCUAAAAUGCAAUAAAGGUUUCUUGUUGAAUUCAUGGCAAGAAUAAUCACAAUGCUUUCCUGUUUUAUAACCACUUUAUUCAAACCUGAGCACCUCAAUAUAAAACUAAACACUGGUGAACUGUCAUUUUCCUUGCUAAGCCCAAAUUACUGCAAAUUUACAAUCUGCACAAGUUUUUGCGAGCAGUUCAACAUUUAAAUAGAUUAAAUUGUCUCUUCUGACACACUUGGUAAAUUUCAUAUAAUGAAAAUAACAAAGAAUUAGUGCAAUAUACUGGACAGAUCAAAAUAAAAUGGACUUUGGAAAACAAGGUUGCAGAGUUCAUUACUGACAGACAGCAGUACUUAUGUUACAGGUACAGGAGCAUCAGUUAUUACUGUUCUAACCAUAAAGGAAGAACUUAGAACCCCUUUAAAGCAGGGAAAAAGAAAAGUUAGCUUUAAGUAACUGUACAUUUUGGAUACUUUUAAGCAACUCUUAAAUAUUACAGAAAGUAUUAAACAAAUGUAGACUACAAUGCAGUACCCUAUUUACAGUACAUUAAUAUCCAAAUUUAAAAUCAAGUUGAAUGUACAUAAUUAUUAGUGCACUGACUUAUUUCCUUUGGGGAAAAACAUAAGAAACUGUCUAAUGGUCAGCAAUGAUCAAAAACAAAAAAAAUCACAGACACCUAGUUUGUCUUUGUUUUACUUGGAGAGCUCUUAUGGUUUGUGAACAAAAAUCCUGUAAAGUUGAAUUCAUUGGUUUGUGCCUUUAUAAACAGAUAAAUAUGGAGUUAAACUUGAUUUUUAAUUACUAUUUUCUUUAAACCACUGGGCUGACUAUAAUUUACAUACAGUGUAACAACUAAAAUCCAUUUUUCUGCAAGCAUUGGGGUUUUAAAAUUGUUAAUGCUGCAAGUACUGUUUGCAGUUAAAUUAUUAAAAUGUGGAAUGCAUAUUUAAAUGGUAGGUACUUGCAGAAACAAUUGGUUGCAUGAAUACUGCAAAUAAGCUUAAAGUAUCGUUAGACCCUGUUUCUAGAAAGAUUUUUUUUAAA